Scheffersomyces amazonensis is the source of this 1659-nucleotide messenger RNA. RefSeq lists its product as uncharacterized. The record is from RefSeq and is a predicted model, not a curated record. The coding region runs from base 1 to 1659 and encodes 552 amino acids. Gene Ontology annotation, biological process: protein processing; regulation of fatty acid beta-oxidation. Lineage: Eukaryota; Fungi; Ascomycota; Pichiomycetes; Serinales; Debaryomycetaceae. Gene Ontology annotation, cellular component: peroxisome. Gene Ontology annotation, molecular function: serine-type endopeptidase activity. The transcript has a single exon.
AUGUCGCUACACUGGUUAUAUUUACCAGUCUCUAUUCGACUCAUAUCUAAAGAUGAGACUCAUGCUGUAUCUGGUAUACAUCUUAUAUUGAGACUCAAUAAUAGUGUUAAAUGUGAUUUUGUACUUACUAUUAAUUAUAUACCGAAUGUCGAAUCUUAUAAGAUAUUAAUAAGUGAUGGACCUGAUAUUGAUAAUGACCAUUCUAAUACUAAGGAUAUAGUAUCAUGGUAUCCUGGUAAAGUGGAUGAACAUAUUGGACUUUGUCAUUCCCAGAAUCAACUUCGGAAAUAUCUUAGUUACUUCAAAAGAAAUGGAUUUAAUUUGAUACCGUAUGAUAUUGCUAAUGGGAAUCGAACUAGAAAUUUUGAAAAUUUGGAACUUGUGAAGAUUAAUAUUUUAGAUGGGGAUUUUAAGUUAAAGUUAAUUAAUCAACUGUCUCUUUAUAAAUCUAUUUCAUUUGAUAAUAAAGUGUAUAAGGGUUUACCAAUUACAAUUACUUCAAGUCCAUUUAAUUUUACUAAUUCAAUGAUAUUCGCUAACUUUUUAUCUAAUGGAUCAAUUAAUUAUAUAUUUAAAGAUCAAAUAGGUUAUCUAUCCGAUAUUAAAUAUUUAGAGAAUAUGUUAGGUGGAGUAGUUCAUAAUUCAGAAAAUAAUAUGUCAAUUGGACUUGUAAUGGGGAGUAUUAAGAAAUUAAAUGGAGAUGGAGAUUUAACAUUUAUAUUAUCUUGGGAUAUUAUAUGGAAUAGUUUAAUAACUUAUGAUAAACGGAUAUGUCAUUAUUCUCCAGUAUUAUUAAAGCUUAAUAGAUUAUCAUCUAUUGCAUCUAUAGAAUCUACUUCAACAAUUAUAAAUCCUUCAGUAUUUCCUAUAACUAUUAGAAAUACAAGAUCUUCAUCUUGGGGGUCUUGUAUAUAUUAUAAUGAUACUACAAUUAUAACCAAUUUCCAUGUAUUACAACCAUUCAUUGGUAAAGAAAAUAUUCGAUGUGAAAUAUAUCUUUCUAGUUCAUUAAUAUUAACUAUUACUAAUGAUGAUGAGAUUAUAACUCCAUUUGAUGGUAUUGAUUUAUCAUUUAUAAAGUUAUGUCCCAGUAAUAUAUUCAUUCUUCAUUCCAAAAGUUCAUUAAAACCAGUAACUAAAUCAGAAUCUUAUUCAAUAGGUCAAAGGGUUUGUAGUAGAGGAUUUGGAUUAUUUAAUAAUUUAACUCAUAUAAGUCCAUUACAAUCGGAAGGAAUAAUUAAUUCCAAAAUUUUAUUACCUCUCACUAAGAAAUCUCCUAAAACUUCAUGUAUGAUAAUUACUUCUUCAUCAUGUUGGAAUGGAUCUUCAGGUGGUGGACUAUUCUUAAAGAAAUCUAAUGAUUUUAUUGGAUUAAUAUGUUCCAAUGCUCAAAUUAAAAUCCCUAACUUAUUAGAUGAGAAUUAUGAUCCUAAAGCCAGAAUUAAAUAUCCUGAUGGUAAAGAUGAUGAUUUAAUUGAAAAAUUAUCUAAAUUCUCUUUAGUAUUACCUAUUGAAGUAAUUGAUUAUUGUUAUAAUCAUACUAUUUUCAAACUGCCUCAAUCUACUAUAUUAAUUCCAGAAAUUGAUUCUAGAAUUAAAGAUAUUUGGCAAUUAAAGGGUUUUCAUCAAGAUAUAGUUAUAUCAUCUACAAAGUUAUAG